AUGGACGUCGACCCCCAGCCCGUCAACGGCGCGGCAUCACCGCCGCCUCCCCCCAAGCCCGCCGCGAAUCCCUCGGCCCAGAAGAACUUUGCCGUGCCCAUCCCCAACGGCAGCGUGCCCAACGGCAACGUCAACGGCAAUGACGAGGCUCCAGCGCCGCCGCCGCACAAGUCUAACCCCUCCAGCCCCGUGCCCUCGCCCAUUGAGGAUGCCGAGUCUUACAAGACGGCUGGAAACCGCUUCUUCAAGGAGAAGAACUACGCCAAGGCCAUUGAGCAGUAUAGCAAAGCUGUGGAUCUCUUCCCCAACUCGGCAACUUAUCUGAGCAACCGAGCGGCUGCCUACAUGUCAAAUGGCCAGUAUGAGGCUGCCUUGGAUGACUGCAGCCGCGCCGCGGAACUCGACCCAAACAACGCAAAGGUGCUUCUGCGUCUAGCAAGGAUCUACACCGGUCUGGGGAGGCCGGACGAGGCCAUGGCCAUCUUCUCCCGCAUCGUCCCGCCGCCCUCUGCUAAGGACAUGGCCCCCACCCGGGAGAUGCUGCACCACAUCAAGUCGGCCAAGGACACGCUCCAGCGAGGCUCGGCCAUGUCCAUGGUGCUACACGCGCUGGACCAGGCCGAGCGCCUCCUCGGCCCCGGCGUGAGCAAGCCCCGUAAGUGGCAGCUGAUGCGAGGCGAGGCCUAUCUGAAGAUGGGCCGCGAGAACUCCCUGGGAGAGGCUCAGGGCAUCGCCAUGUCGCUGCUCCGCAACAACAACCAGGACCCCGAGGCUCUGGUUCUGCGUGGUCGCGUGCUCUACGGCCAGGGCGAGAAUGACAAGGCCAUCCAGUACUUCCGAAUGGCCUGCAGCUGCGACCCCGACUUCCGGGAUGCCGUCAAGUGGCUCAGGAUCGUCCAGAAGCUUGACCGCAUGAAGGAGGAGGGCAACGCCGAGUUCAAGGCUGGCCGAUGGCAAGCCGCUAUCCAAAAGUACAGCGAUGCCCUGGACAUUGACCCUUCAAACAAGAGCAUGAACGCCAAGCUGCUGCAGAACCGUGCCCAAUGCAAGAUCAAGCUGCAUCAGUACGAAGAGGCCAUUGCCGACUCAGACCGGGCCGUCAGCCUGGACCCCAGCUACACAAAGGCACGCAAGACAAAGGCCAAUGCCCUUGGGAAGACUGGCAAGUGGGAAGAGUGCGUCCGCGAGUGGAAGGCCAUCCAAGAGCUUGACCCGAGCGACAACUCGGUCCGCCAGGAGAUCCGCAGGGCAGAGCUGGAGAUGAAGAAGAGCUUGCGGAAGGACUACUACAAGAUUAUGGGCUUGGAAAAGAAUGCCGAUGCCAACGACAUCAAGCGGGCGUACCGCAAGAUGGCCGUCAAGCUGCACCCUGACAAGAACCCAGGCGACGCUGAGGCCGAAGCCAAGUUCAAGGACAUGCAGGAAGCCUACGAGACGCUCAGCGACCCUCAAAAGAGAGCGCGCUAUGACAACGGCGAUGACCUGAUUGACCCGGCUGACAUGUUCAGCUCUGGUGGCAUGGGCGGUGGCAUGGGUGGCAUCGACCCCGAGAUCCUCUUCAGCAUGAUGGGCAACCAGGGCGGUUUCGGAGGCGGUGGAUUCCGUUCCGGAGGCUUCCCCGGUGGUGCUGGCGGCUUCCCUGGCGGCGCCGGAGGCUUUCCCGGAGGAGCGAGCUUCAACUUUGGCGGUGCUGGCGCCGGGAGUCGCCAGCGAGGCGGCUUCCCUGGUGCCGGUGCUGGGUUCCCCUACUCGUGA
Trichoderma citrinoviride is the source of this 1755-nucleotide messenger RNA. RefSeq names its product TPR-like protein. Gene Ontology annotation, molecular function: protein binding. Bases 1 to 1755 code for a protein of 584 amino acids. The transcript is spliced from 3 exons. Lineage: Eukaryota; Fungi; Ascomycota; Sordariomycetes; Hypocreales; Hypocreaceae. The record is from RefSeq and is a predicted model, not a curated record.